Saccostrea cuccullata (small rock oyster) is the source of this 1004-nucleotide messenger RNA. Its product is annotated as high affinity copper uptake protein 1-like. Gene Ontology annotation, biological process: copper ion transmembrane transport. Gene Ontology annotation, cellular component: plasma membrane. The transcript has 7 exons. NCBI's taxonomy places the organism in Eukaryota, Metazoa, Mollusca, Bivalvia, Ostreida, Ostreidae. Bases 281 to 994 code for a protein of 237 amino acids. The record is from RefSeq and is a predicted model, not a curated record. Gene Ontology annotation, molecular function: copper ion transmembrane transporter activity.
AGGUUGACGUCGAUCAUUCUGAAUGAAAUUGAAAGCUUAUUCAUAAAAUCGUGAUGUAUAUUUAAAUCAUAAUUAUUUGGUCACUUAAUUCAUGACAUAAAGUAGCUUUAUAGAGGAAUACCCGUUUUAAGAACGUAAGCAGGUAAAACAUCCUGGAUGAUUCUAUGCAUAUUAAAGAACUUCGCAGUUAGGAAAAGGUGAAAGGAAAACACAACAGAAGGGGAGAGACUUCAAGAAUCAAAUUUGGGACUGCUGUGCAAUUAUUACUCCAUCCUUCACAAUGAGCAUGAUGAAUAUGUCAAUGACCACAAUGUCCAUGAUGAACAUGACAGGAAUGACGGGGCAUGAUCACCACAACAUGCAUCAUGGGAGUACAGGGAUGACGGGCAUGACCAUGGACCACAGUGGGCAUGAUAUGAGUGGGCAUGGUGGGAUGGGCGGGGGCAUGGGCGGCCAUGAAGGCAUGCAUAUGAACAUGAAUGACACUGAUGGGUGUGGCAAUGGCAUGUCAAUGUUUUUCCAUGCAGGAAAAUGUGAAUAUAUACUAUUUGAUGGAGUACAGACCAAAACAGUGGCAGGUAUGGUUGCUGCCUGUAUCAUCGUAUUCUUACUAGCAGUUCUAUAUGAGGGCCUAAAGGUGUUCAGGGAAUACCUCCUCAAGAAAGCCUUGAUCACAGGCUCUAAGUACCAGGAGGUCACCAUAGGAGCCAAUGGACAAUCUAUUGUAGCCGAGACGAACAUCAAAAACAGCAAUGGACUUGACUACAAGCCUGAGAAGAAGCAUUCAACUGGACUAACGAUGAUCAGCACUUCCCACCUGAUACAGACAACCCUACAUGUGGUACAGGUGUUUAUAAGCUACUGUCUGAUGCUCAUCUUCAUGACGUACAACGUCUGGUUAUGCCUAGCGGUGAUUCUCGGAGCAGGUGCCGGAUACUUUUUCUUCGGCUGGAAGCGAGCUGUUGUGGUAGAUGUUAACGAACACUGUCACUGAGAAUCAAAAA